This is a messenger RNA of Anguilla anguilla (European eel), 2051 nucleotides long. RefSeq lists its product as uncharacterized. Bases 960 to 1772 code for a protein of 270 amino acids. The transcript has 6 exons. The record is from RefSeq and is a predicted model, not a curated record. NCBI's taxonomy places the organism in Eukaryota, Metazoa, Chordata, Actinopteri, Anguilliformes, Anguillidae.
AGUAAUUGCAUGUUGUAAAUUCUUUACCUAGAGGUAUUGCAGAAAUCACAAUUUCACACACAAUCAUGCUCUUCUACUGAAAGGCUAGAAGUGAAUUUGGGAACUAAAGGAGAACCUCACAGGAAUUAUACCAGCUGCUCUUUACUCCAGGCAUUUACUGUAACUAGUCAGUUUAUAGAGACUAAUGAGUCAAGAGUAUCAAAUUAAAAUGUAGAUCCAUUUAUUGAACUUUGACAAAAGAUACAAACAAAAUGCGUGUUCAUAUUAAUUUAAUGCAUUGAGUGAUUUUCUGUUAUCUGGGCGGUGGAUAAAUUGUCGAACAGUUUCAUGGGUGUAGUACAUUUUAAAUACAAAUCAACAUUUUGAUUUUGAUCAAGAGUUUUGCAGAAUAUUUUUUGGUUUUACACAUUUGUUUCCGUAUUAAGCUUCAGUUCUAUUUAUUCUUUUUUUAGGAUGAGCAGUAACAGGUAUAGACUAAUAGCCUAUUACGAAUACUCUAAUUCCAAAUGAAACAAUAUUAUAAUAAUUACAACUCACACACAAAAACAAAAACAAGCACGAGGUAGAUUGCUUUUCGCGGUAUUACAAUUAAAAUAGAUUUUAACGGCAAUAUGUAAUUUAAGAUUCUGAUUGCCAAAAGUGGCAGGAUUUAUCAGCUGCCGAACUCCCUUCAAAUAUAGGCAAGAGUCAUAAACUAUAAAAAGAUCACGUCUACGCACACCAUCUUGCUUUACGUUAAAGACCGCUUCAAAAACGAAACAGAAAAACAACUUCCCAUUUCCUGCUAACCGUUGUAUCCUAGUUGUGCAAACAUGCACAGUGAAUAAUGUAGAUAUUUAAAGACAAGAUAUCACGUACCUAACUGUCGGCGUUUACCAAAGUGUAGGCUAACUUCCUGUUGACAGAGCGUAAGGUCUAUUUUUCAUAACUCUUUCUACCUAACUAUCCAAGUAGUUACAAUGACACCUGUGUUUUUCAAAUUUGUUUUCCUGGGAUGUGCUCUUGCAAGUGUGAGAGGAGAGGAAGAUGAAUGGCUUGAUCCAUAUAACAUGACGCACUACGAUUCUACAUCAAAAUCUAUGAGAAAAAUCCCUGAAGAGCCAAAGAUUGAAGACGUAAAGCACAAAGCAUCUGUUUUAAAGCAACAACCUAAGAGUAUUUCAGCUCAAAACCAACUCCUUGAGAGCAUUGAACAGCUCAGAAUGCCCCAUACGGAUGAUUUGUGCCCUGUCCCAUGGCUGAGCACUUAUCUUGAAGCCAGAAGAUGCAUUUCUGUGGGAUUGCUCAUAGUUGCAACACAGUUCACAAACUUAUCAGACGUCCUGUCUCAACCAGAUGUCGCACGCUUGCUCAUACCUGUGGGCUGUCUUGUUACCUUUCUGGUUUUGUGUGCGCGCGUAGCAGCCAAGCGGCGGCAGGGACAGCCGGACCACAGAGACGGACCUGAGCGCAACCAAGAAAACGACCUGCAGAACGAUGACAGGGAACAGGAACGCCAGAACGAUGACAGGGAACAGGAACGCCAGCACGAUGACAGGGAACAGGAACGCCAGGAAGGAGAGAGAGACAACAUGGAUCCUGAGGACCAGGCCCCAGAACCAGGCCGCCUGGUGGAAGAUUUGGGUCCAGAACAGGCCGAGGGGAGGAGCGUUUCAGAACCAGCCGCGCAGGGGCCCGACGCUUCUGAGGAUGAGUGCUGUGAUGAGAACUACUCCGUCACUAAGAUGCCCAUAUCUGAGACUCAACCAGAUACACAACACUUUGCAGAAUGACAUCAGUGCUGAAGACCUCAGUUCUCAGUCAAUUUUAAACAGUGUCAUUUUCAGUAACAACCACACAGUAAUGAGGGUGAGUCGUGGAUAUUUAGUAUGUGACCACAGUAUUUAUCCAUUUGAUAUUGCAAAGAAAAGAAAGUUUCAGAAUUGGAUUUUCUUUUUUUUUUUUAGUUAGUUAGAACGCAUGCUCAUACUGUUGUUUGUACAUAUGUUUUUCCACCGGAAAUAUUUUUGUGCACUGGAAGGUAAAAAGACAAUAAAAAAAUUUUGAAAUGA